Messenger RNA from Schistosoma spindalis, 2451 nucleotides. NCBI's taxonomy places the organism in Eukaryota, Metazoa, Platyhelminthes, Trematoda, Strigeidida, Schistosomatidae. The record is from the annotation of a GenBank genome assembly.
GGGAAAUAUAAGACGCAGAUUAUUAGUUGUCUUUUCCAGAUGACAUAACUAGUUUAGGAGAAUGCCCCUUCCACUUAUUAUCAGCAAAUCCAGACUACUAAUUGUUAGCAGAAGCGAUGUUUUAUUACCUCGCACAUGCAGUGUCCAAAUUACGCUCUUAAAUUUCAGGUUCGGACAAGCUCUUGACAAAACCAUUGAUCAUUGCAAGCAACCUCAAGUAUAAGUGGGGUGUUUAAGUUCUCGUGAGGCAUACUGACACAAAAGAAGAGAUCGUUCAAGUUAAAAAACAAUUCCUUUACCUCGUGAUUAGGUCAUUAAACAACAAACCUGUAAUAAGCAUCAUGUUGUAGUGGAUCUCCCGCUUAAAAGCUGUCGUAUGUCGUUGUAUGUUACGGCUGGUCGAUUGUUGAAGCUAGUGAUGAACUGAUUGUCCUCUGUACUUAAUUUAAUAAUUAGAACUUAAUGCGCGAAACUUUCUCUAGCCGGAACUUCCUGUUACUUGAUCGUGUGCCUCAUAGAGAAACCGUUGCAGUGAGUUUCCCAAUCUCCAAAAUUUUGGGGAAAUUCCCAAAGUGAGAUAACCUUCACCAAAUUUUAGGGAAAACAUUGAUGUUUUGUUGUCAUUUCCUCGAAAUUUUCUAUAAUGGAUUCAUCAAAGUGGAUCAAAUUUUCCUCAAAAUUGGAGAUUGGAUUGGUUUUAUUCGGACUGAAAAACCUAAAACUUUAGCAAAACAGGUGUAAACAAACCAAAAGAAACCGAACGAUUCAUAUAAGUUUGAAAAAGAUCAUAGGGUGUCAGACCAUGUUCGUGUUAUUUGCCGUCCGCACUACUGUUUAGAUCUUAAGAGUCUUAAUAUUUGAAUAUCAUUUUCCAGUGAUCAAAUACUAGGUAACCAUAAGCAAACAAUAAUACAGUUGUUUCCCCAUUCAUUUAUAUGUUUAGAACUGGAGACUACAUAGGUAUCGAUUUUUUGUUUAGUGUUAAGAGAAGACUAAACGGCUAAUGUUAGUUUUGCUCAGAUGGUCGGUUAUCAUUCCUAUUUAACAAUUAUACGCUCUUCCGAGUUUCCUCAAUUCAAAUCAGCAUAGCAAAAAAAACCCAGAUAGAUCGAAAACAAAGGAAACAGAAGUUUUGUUGUAUUAUUAGCUUUGUUAAAUCUUAGUAUGUACAUACAAAGUUCGAUUCUUGAAAUUCGGUAUUGAAACCACUUCGGAGGUGAAUCGUAGUAUAAUCUUGUCACAUAAUUAGAUCUCUUUGAAUACAAUAACAUCUGCAUUUCCUUAAUACUACACAAAUCUUUUAUCUCCUGAUGCCUUUUUAAUGAAGAAAUCAAACUAUUCUACUGUUGUUCUAUAUGCAUGGACUCAUCACUUUUAAUUCAGUAUUACUCUAUAAACUAUUGUAGAUUUAAUGCACUGACUAUUAACAUGUCUCAGAUAUCAGUUCGUGUACAAACCUAUCUGGUUUUGGGUGUUAUAAUAGCAUGCUUCUCAAUACUGUAUCCCAAAAUCUUCCAUCCGAUGCUUCUUCAUCUACUGGGUUUUACAAAAAAUAGGCACACAGAAGAGCAUACCAGAUUUGAAAACAUCCGGUUAAAUGGUCAUCACGCACAAAAACCUAUCAGAGCUUCAGAAGGGAUUGUUCAACAGGAUCAAGGGAAAAGAGGUGGAAUUAUGUCAAUCGUUUUACCUGUCUAUGCUGUUGGUAUAGUGUUAUAUUUGUUUUACACACUUUCAAAGAUAUUUUCGUCAAAACGCCGAAAAAAUACUGAUAAAAAAGAGGAGUUUCUACGACAGUACUAUCGUGAUUUCCAUUAUGAUGUUGAUCGUGGUAAAUUUCGCAUGGGUCAUGACUCGUCCGAUGAUGACGAUGACACCGCUGAAACAGAUACAUUUGGAAAUUCUUCAAAUCUAAAUUUUCUUAGUUCUAGGAAAUCAUCUGGAGAUUCAAAUCGCAAACCAUUUGAAUGGGGUUCCAUUUUCAAGGGUUCUUACCCAGAUAUUUAUCGCCCAGCUAAAAGUUUACCCAAAGAUUUGGGAAAAUUGCUUAUGAGGAUGGAACGCCAAGAUUUGGAUGCGGAAGAGUUGUCGCGUCUUCGUGUUAGACUCGAGCAAACUGAACAUGAAAUGACACGCAUACUACAAGCAAUGCAAUCUGCAGAAGAUGCUCUACGUGGUUCAAUUGAAGAACAAGAGAUAGAUGAAGGGAUGUUCACUACCAUACCUUAUAGAGAACAGUCUGGAGUAAACUUGAAUGAAGAUGAAGAUAUGGAAAGUGAAAUGUUAGACAAAGAAAUCACUGAGGAAAAUGAAUCAGAAUGCGAUUUUAAUAUCUCACAGUCAAAGGAGAAUUUAGAAAUACCAUAUGAAGAGGUGACGGUAUUCGACAACCAUAACAAAGAUGAUGUAACUGAAUCAUGCAUUCGCCGUCGUUUGGUUACAUCUAAUUGA